Oncorhynchus nerka (sockeye salmon) is the source of this 1726-nucleotide messenger RNA. RefSeq names its product circadian locomoter output cycles protein kaput-like. Gene Ontology annotation, biological process: regulation of transcription by RNA polymerase II; circadian regulation of gene expression. Gene Ontology annotation, molecular function: protein dimerization activity; E-box binding; DNA-binding transcription factor activity, RNA polymerase II-specific. NCBI's taxonomy places the organism in Eukaryota, Metazoa, Chordata, Actinopteri, Salmoniformes, Salmonidae. The record is from RefSeq and is a predicted model, not a curated record. Gene Ontology annotation, cellular component: nucleus; CLOCK-BMAL transcription complex; cytoplasm.
GGAGUGAUGGCCGUGUUGGGCCCAGCGUCUGGUGUCCAGAGAUGAUAGAGGUGACCUCAGAGUCACCUUUAACCCCUGACCCCCACCACAACCCCUGAGAGCGAGCUGAAACUGAUCACACACACACAGGCUGCAGUGGGGUCUUCUUCCAAAUGACUCCCUCAGGCCUGAAGACUGUUUCACUGCAGCCACAGGCCUGAAGACUGUUUCACUGCAGCCACGGGCCUGAAGACUGUUUCACUGCAGCCACAGGCCUGAAGACUGUUUCACUGCAGCCACGGGCCUGAAGACUGUUUCACUGCAGCCACGGGCCUGAAGACUGUUUCACUGCAGCCACGGGCCUGAAGACUGUUUCACUGCAGCCACGGGCCUGAAGACUGUUUCACUGCAGCCACGGGCCUGAAGACUGUUUCACUGCAGCCACGGGCCUGAAGACUGUUUCACUGCAGCCACGGGCCUGAAGACUGUUUCACUGCAGCCACGGGCCUGAAGACUGUUUCACUGCAGCCACGGGCCUGAAGACUGUUUCACUGCAGCCACGGGCCUGAAGACUGUUUCACUGCAGCCACGGGCCUGAAGACUGUUUCACUGCAGCCACAGGCCUGAAGACUGUUUCACUGCAGCCACGGGCCUGAAGACUGUUUCACUGCAGCCACAGGCCUGAAGACUGUUUCACUGCAGCCACAGGCCUGAAGACUGUUUCACUGCAGCCACAGGCCUGAAGACUGUUUCACUGCAGCCACAGGCCUGAAGACUGUUUCACUGCAGCCACAGGCCUGAAGACUGUUUCACUGCAGCCACGGGCCUGAAGACUGUUUCACUGCAGCCACAGGCCUGAAGACUGUUUCACUGCAGCCACAGGCCUGAACAACAGCCAGUCAUGACAUCAAGCAUAGGGGAUGAUUCUAGCAUCUUCGACGGGUCGAUGGAUGAAGAUGACAAGGACAAAGCAAAACGCGUGUCUCGUAACAAGUCGGAGAAGAAGAGACGAGACCAGUUCAAUGUCCUCAUCAAGGAGCUGGGCACCAUGUUGCCUGGCAUCACACGCAAGAUGGACAAGUCCACCAUCCUGCAGAAGAGCAUCGACUUCCUGUGUAAACACAACGAGAUCUCUGCUCAGUCUGAGUCCAGUGAGAUCAGACAGGACUGGAAACCUCCGUUCCUUAGCAACGAGGAGUUCACCCAGCUCAUGCUGGAGGCUCUGGAUGGAUUCUUCAUAGCGAUAAUGACAGAUGGGAACAUCAUCUACGUCUCUGAGAGCGUCACCUCCUUGCUGGAACACCUGCCGUCGGACCUGCAGGACCAGAACCUGUUAAACUUCCUCCCCCUGGAUGAACACUCAGAGGUGUACAAGGCUCUCUCCAAACACCCCUCCGACCCCGAGAGCCUCGGACCAGAGUACCUCAAGACCAAGAACCAGCUGGAGUUUUGUUGCCACGUGUUGAGAGGAACCAGACCUAAAGAACCUGCCGUCUACGAACACGUCAAAUUCAUCGGCAACUUCAAGUCGCUGAACGACGUCCCCAACACCACCAGGAAUGGUUUAGCAGGAGUGUUACAGAGAUCCCUACAACCUGCCUUUGAUGACCUGGUCUGCUUCGUAGCCACCGUCAGGCUGGCUAAACCACAGUUCAUCAAGGAGAUGUGUACAGUGGCGGAGCCCAAUGAAGAGUUCACCUCCCGACACAGUCUGGAGUGGAAGUUCUUAUUCCUAGACCACAGGUAA